Molecule: messenger RNA, 444 nt
Organism: Lathyrus oleraceus (garden pea)
Lineage: Eukaryota; Viridiplantae; Streptophyta; Magnoliopsida; Fabales; Fabaceae
Exons: 1
Coding region: 1-444 (147 amino acids)
Source: RefSeq, a predicted model, not a curated record
AUGCUUGAGAAGGAUGAGAUGGCAGUGCCUCAAACAUUUCCACCCAAGAUAAAAGACUCAGGUAAGUUUACUAUCUCUUAUAAUAUUGGUGAACUAAAGAUGCCACAUGCUUUAUGUGAUUCAGGGUCUAGUAUAAAUGCCUUGCCACUGAAUAAGAUGAAAGAAUUGAAAGUGGGUGAGAUCAUAUUGAGUAACAUGAAUCUCACUUUAGAUGAUUCAUCUGUUACUCACCCGCUUGGUAUCUUACGAUACAUGUUAGUACAUAUCGAUGGUUUAGUGUUUCCUGAAGAUUUUGUGGUACUUGAUACGAAAGGAGAUUCAAGAGGGUUGACUAUUCUCGGAUUCCCAUUCUUGGCAACCGGGAAGGCUUUGAUAGAUGUAGAAAAUGGUGAACUUGUCCUUAAUUUCAACAAAGAAAAAAUGGUUUUCAAUAUGUAUGACUAG